UGCGAUCGGGCUGGCGGGGGACGUGUCGGUCGGCUCGGGAAGCUCGUUCGGCGCAGUGUGAGAUCGGAGCCCCGGGUGGGUCCGCUCGUGUUCGUUCGCCGUCGGGGAGAGCGAGCGUGGCCGCCAUGGCUUAUCACUCCGGCUACGGAGUCCACGGCUCCAAGCACAGGGCCCGAGCGGCUCCAGAGCCCCCUCCCCUCUUCGAUGACACCAGCAGUGGUUACUCCAGUCAGCCCGGGGGAUACCCUGCCCCAGGAGCCGAGGUGGCCUUCAAUGUUAACCACUUGCUCGCGGAUCCAAUGGCCAACAUGGCCCUAAACUACGGCAGCUCCAUCGCGUCCCAAGGGAAGGACAUGGUGCACAAGGAGCUGAACCGUUUUGUGUCUGUGAACAAACUCAAGUAUUUCUUUGCGGUGGACACAGCCUAUGUGGCCAAAAAGCUCGGGCUACUGGUCUUCCCCUAUACCCACCAGGACUGGGAAAUGCGCUAUAGCCGAGAUGUGCCUCUGCCCCCACGGCAAGACCUCAAUGCCCCCGACCUCUACAUCCCAACAAUGGCCUUCAUUACCUACGUCCUGCUGGCAGGAAUGGCUCUAGGCAUUCAGAAAAGGUUCUCUCCGGAGGUGUUGGGCCUCUGUGCAAGUACCGCACUGGUGUGGAUCGUGAUGGAGGUGCUGGCCAUGCUCUUGGGCGUCUACCUGGCCACGGUGCGCACGGAACUGAGCACCUUCCACCUGCUCGCCUACAGCGGCUACAAAUAUGUAGGGAUGAUCCUCAGCGUACUCACGGGGCUGAUCUUCGGCAGCGAUGGCUACUAUGUGGCCCUGUCCUGGACCUCAUCAGCCCUCAUGUACUUCAUUGUACGCUCUCUGCGGACAGCAACCCUGGGCCCUGACUCCAUGGGGGGCCCGGCGCCUCGGCAACGUCUCCACCUCUACCUGACACUGGGUGCAGCAGCUUUCCAGCCCCUCAUCAUCUACUGGCUCACCUUCCACCUGGUCCGGUGACCCAUGGGUGCACCCCAGGCCACCCAUUGAAGACCUAGUUUCCUCCACUG
Suncus etruscus (white-toothed pygmy shrew) is the source of this 1057-nucleotide messenger RNA. RefSeq names its product Yip1 interacting factor homolog A, membrane trafficking protein (gene YIF1A). The transcript has 8 exons. Lineage: Eukaryota; Metazoa; Chordata; Mammalia; Eulipotyphla; Soricidae. Gene Ontology annotation, cellular component: endoplasmic reticulum membrane; Golgi membrane; endoplasmic reticulum-Golgi intermediate compartment. Gene Ontology annotation, biological process: endoplasmic reticulum to Golgi vesicle-mediated transport. The record is from RefSeq and is a predicted model, not a curated record. The coding region runs from base 126 to 1007 and encodes 293 amino acids.